Molecule: messenger RNA, 12010 nt
Organism: Podarcis lilfordi (Lilford's wall lizard)
Lineage: Eukaryota; Metazoa; Chordata; Lepidosauria; Squamata; Lacertidae
Source: the annotation of a GenBank genome assembly
AUGGGCAACGACGCGGAGCGCAAGGAAUACGUCCUCUCCGAGUUCGGCGUCGUCUUCCGGGGCAGCGUGAACCACAUCUCCAGCUUCGGGUGGAACUUUGGCCAGGUAGGGGGAAGCCUUUGGGCGGGGGCUGGAGACCGGGGUGGGGAGGGGUUAGGAGAGACGCUACCGGCCCCGUCCAGAAAUGCCCAGAGCAACUGGAGCUCAGCUACGCGCACACGCGCGCCCUCCAAAUCCCGUCCCCCCCCCCACUUUCUCAAAAGAAGAGAGAGAAAAUGGGUCCUGGAUGUGAAACCAAAGGACCUUUCCAGCUCCUCCUCAAUUCCAGGUGUGUCUCCUCCCCCGCGACCAGAGCGCACUUCCUAGGCUGGCUGGACGGUCCCUGGGGGUCUUCGGGUUGCCAUAUUUUGAAGAGCAAAAAACAGGACACAUUUGUCGACUUCUGCUUUUAGCUAUGGAUCAGUGGCCUAGCGUGGGGGGUGCAGGGGGGGGCCGGCCGCACCGGGCGCAACAUCUGGGGGUUAGGGGGCGCAAAUUACUUGCCUUGCCCCGGGUGCUCACAACCCACGCUACGCCACUGCUAUGGAUCACCAUGAUAGGGCUGCCAUACGUCUCGGUUUUCCCCCAGACACGUCCGUGAAUCGGGCUGUCAAAACGGUGUCUGGGAGGAUUUUUCGCCAACUCCGGAAGUAUGGCAACUUAGGGCACUUUUUGAGGAAAAUGCUGUAAAAAUCCCCCAAAAGACCCAAAACUUAGUUUUUUGGGGGGGGAGAUGAUGGCUCUACCCAUGAAAAAGAGGACAUAUGGCAAUCCCGGGAAGGGGGGAGAGGGAGAAGGAGGAGCCCCUGGCCUGGGUCGUCUUAACAAGCUGAACAUUCUCUGGGACAGUCUGGGUUACUCCCAAGCCUCUUCCCAAGGGAGGGAGAGGGGCAGGAAACCUUCGGAGCCACUGUGGGCCCCUCUCGCCCACCCAGGCCUUGUGAGAGAUUAGCAGCCAAACCUCACAAGCACAUAUUUAUAUUUAUUAUUUAUUUUAUUAAGUUUGUAUGUCAGCCUUCUUCCAAAGAUCACAGUUCACAACAUAAAAAUACAGAAAAAUACAAAAUGAAAACACAAAAUAAAUAAGAAAAGCAAAAGCAAAACAAGCCAGUAAUUCCCCCAACACAUGAGAAGGCGCUAAAUCCACAGAACUGUAUUGAUGAGAGGCUGACUCAGACCAUAGAAAUGCAAUUGGUAGAGAGGGCUCUGUGUGAUAUCAUUUCCCCUCCUCUCCUGCAGAGGAAGGAACAAAUAGUACCUGCUCUCUUCCUUCAACCAGUUCAUAGUUGGAGUCGCUCAAAAUGCAGGGGAAGCUCCAGGUUAUGUGUGUAGCACUGGGUGAUGCUGCCACAGGAUGAAGAACCAUUUCAUUUGUCUUCCUCUCUGUGUUCAGUUUCAAGAGGGCAUUUUGGACAUCUGCCUUGACAUCCUAGACCGGAGCUUGAGCUACCGCAAGGACCCAACUGCUGACGUGCGCAGACGAAAUGACCCCAAAUACGUUGGGCGGGUGCUCAGCGCCAUGGUAAGGAAAGCCCAGCACGAGCCAGCCUCCCACCCACCCCAUGGAUAGGAGCGAGCGUCCCUGAGAGGAGCCACGAGGGGGCUCUCACCUGCCUGCCUACAAUUUUAUGAUUCUAUUAACUUUGCAAAAGGAUGUGGAGGUGGGAUCAUGGGUGGAAAGGGGAAGGCAGGCAGGCAGCCCGCUACUCCCUUCCUGCUGCUCCCUGGUCCAAUCCAGCCUGUGCAAAAAAGGGGGAGCAGCUCAUUGGCCUCUCUCGAUUCCCCCCUCCCCCGCUGCAGGUCAACAGCAAUGACGACAGAGGAGUCCUGCAAGGAAACUGGAGUGGGAAUUACAGUGGUGGGGAGAGUCCAAGCAGCUGGAAUGGAAGUGUGGACAUCCUGAGAAAAUGGAAGGACUCGGGAUUUAGACCUGUCCUGUAUGGGCAGUGCUGGGUCUUUGCUGGAGUGCUGACUACAGGUAGGUCUGCCUGAAAUACUGGCAUGCACCACCAAGCCGCUGGGGUGAGGAAUUAGCUCAAGCACCAGCUGUGGGUUUUCAUGGCAGGCUCUGCUGCCUCUGGUCAGCAGCCAAACCACAGGUGACAGGCAUGCAGCAAGCAUUUCGUCUGGGCAAAACGGAUGGCUGAGUGCAAUGGGUGCCAAUGCCUUUUGCUGCAAGCAGCUUCUCUGCUGCUGCUGCCCCCACCACCCCCAGAACAUUAGAGUCCCCAGGGAACCAUUGCUGGAUGGAUUUUGUGGGAAGGAUAGGAUAUACGAUUUCCCCCUUUCUCCCUCUUAAUAAAAGAAUCACAUGUAAAAUAGUACUUACAUAAAGUCUUGCACUUGAUUCCAGCAGUUACAAACAGGCAAAUUCUGCUUCUAGAUUACAAUGCAUAGUUGAGGUCAAAAAUGGAAUCUCCACUGGGGGAGAGACCAGACAGACAUCCAUCUGCCUCAGAAGCAUGGCAGAAAAGAUAAUGAGUUCUGAAGCAGGAGGAAGUAGAAAAAAUUAAAUCCCUUUGUCUUUUUCCUGCUAGAGAACUCAAGGGAAGUGCUGUCAAACAGAGCUCUGUGUCUGCAAAUUACAUUGCUUUUCUUUGCAAUCUGUCUAACCAGAAAUUUGCAGCACUGUGGUUGUUAGUCUCUAGAGUUAAGGGUAAAGGUAAAGGGACCCCUGACCAUUAGGUCCAGUCACGGACGACUCUGGGGUUGCAGCGCUCAUCUCGCUUUAUUGGCCAAGGGAGCCGGUGUACAGCUUCCGGGUCAUGUGGCCAGCAUGACUAAGUCGCUUCACUGUGACCUUCAGAUCAGCAAGCCCUAGGCUCUGUGGUUUAACCCACAGCGCCACCCGCGUCCCUAGUCUCUAGAGUUACUCAACCUCAAUAAUGCAUUGUUAUUUUGACAACAAACCUCCACAGCCAAGGGGUCACAGAAAAUUCUCUAGAAUAUUCCAAGGGGAUAUUCUAAGGAUAUUCCAAGGGGGUCACAGGUGAAAAUCACAUAAAUGGGGGGGCAUAGCACGAGGCUAGGGGGCCACAGAGGGAAGUGAGAAGGGAAGAAAAAUAGGCACAUAUAGAAUCCUGAUUAGCUAGCUAUCUGCUUGGUCAAUGGCAAGUGGGUAAGGGGGAGGCCCACCAGGGCCUAGCACUCCUUUUUGCCACAUGUGUUUUCUUGGAGCAGUCCUGGGAUGUUUCUGAUAGGAGAGGGCGAUUGCUGAUGCUCCUAUUUUGACCAGUAGAGCUACCGAUCCAGAACCCCCAGGUCAGGUGGGGUGGCAAUGGGUAGGGCUGGGCGAACCAGAGCUGCUUGUAGCUGCCACCAGUGCUGGGCCCAGUGGCAGCCUGGGCCUGACUCUGCAAGGCACAGGGUCCAAUCCACCCAGCACUGGAUCAGGUAGAUCAGGGUCUUCAGAUGUUGCCAAGGGGCACAAGGCCUGUUGGCAGCGUCUGCUCAGCUUUGCAAGGCGCAGGGCCUAGCUGAACGGGGUCAUUUGGUGCAGCUGACUUGCAUCUAGUAAAGAACGAUCUACUCAGAAGAAAGCUGCACUGAGUUCAGUGGGCCUUACUCUCAGGUAAGGGGGGGGCGCUAUAGUGUUUUAUAUAGGCAGCCAGGGCUCCUCCGGAUGACAAUAUCUUUUUGCACCCAGUCAGUGAGGACCACUUGCUUUUUAAAUUUCUCCCAUACAUGCAGAACUCCCUGUGUGCCUUUUGGACUAUAUCUGUUGGUAUCCCCCUCUGUGUCAAAUAACUGAGGUCAAACAAGUGUUUACUUUUUAUAAGGAGGUUCUGGACUCUCCUUCCUUGGAGGUUUCUAAGCAGAGGUUGGAUGGCCAUCUGUCAGGGAUGCUUGAGCUGAGAUUCCUGCAUUGCAGGGGGUUGCACAAGAAAGAUCCCUUGGGGUCCCUUCCAGCUCCAUGAUUCCAUGCUUUUCUGCUUCAACAUUUCAUUCUGUCCCUAUCAUUUGAUGUAAUUGCGGCAAGUGAAAUGUCCAGUCCAGGGGUCACCAUCCCACACAGGCCUAGGAGCGGGACAGAAGGAUGUGCUGCACCAGUAAAUCCGGAAGUAAGGAGAAGGAGCCAUAGCUGGAUCCAGAGAGCCCUUUGCUCCACGGCUCCCCUUCUUCCUCAUGGCUCAGAGCGACCUGCACUUGUGCUUCUGGUCUGAGCUUUGAUUCAGACUUGUGGCCCUUUCUGCCUGGGAUCCUGGGCAUGGAACUAGGCUGGGUAUGUUUGUGUGUGUUGUGACUGGGGAGAAAAGCGUCACCCUCUCUGGAUCUGCAAACUCCCCUGGUGGGGCUCUUUCCGGGCUGGUGGUCUCGGUAGUCUGAUACGCUCUGUUGGGUCCCCCUGGCAUUUUCAGAUGUGUGAGGAGGCAGAAAAAGUGCUGGCCCUGACAAAGAGGACAAUGGGGCAUGGGGCAGCCAUCUAUCUAGUGAUGAAGUUUCAACUUUGCACCUGCCUCUCGCACCCAGCACCUUAGACCGUCCUCGUCACAGGAGACUCCUGAGUGGGAAUGGCAGCCACUGCUCUACUUCCUUCCAGUGACCGCUCCCCUUUCCAUGCUUACUCUUGCGCCAGCCCACAGGGUCAAUGGCAACAUCUCCCAAGGAGUGCUCACAGGCCACAGAGCCAAGAGCACCUGCCUGAGAAGUUGAUGUUUCAACCAAGAGUAUUCUGCAGCCAUUGCCUCUGCCCCUGAGGAACAGCCUCACAAAGUUCAUAUUUUCUCUCUCAUUCCCUCUCAGUCCUCCGAUGCCUGGGAAUUGCAGCACGCAUGAUCUCCAAUUUCAAUUCUGCCCACGACACCGACGGAAGCCUGACUGUGGAUAAGUACCUUGACAGCUUUGGGAACCCUCUGAACAUUGGCUCCGACAGUGUCUGGUAACUCAGCCUGACUCUUCCCCCCACCUCACCAGCAUCAGUUGCAUUUCUGCACAGAGAGGCAGGGCCCUGGGUGGGUGGGUGAAAGGGAUCUCUUGGUCCUUUCCUUGGCUCCCUUGGCAGGAGGAAGUUGCCGUGGUGGAAGCCACAAUCUGCCCUCAUCUCACUGCAAACCUUCACAUCAGGCUUGUUUAUUCUCUGGCCCAGGAACUUCCAUGUCUGGAAUGAAGGUUGGUUUGUCCGGCCGGACAUUGGCUCCCAGUUCAAUGGGUGGCAAAUUCUGGAUGCAACUCCCCAGGAGAGGAGCACAGGUGAGAACUGGGGGGGGGGGCUGAUUUGUGCUUUGCCUUCUUGCCACACUGUUCCCCAUGGCAGAAAUGUCCAGGUUUGGUGAGGGGCUAAGUGGCGGGCAGCAGAAUCAAAGAACUGUAGUGUUGGAAGCGACCCCAAGGCUCUGUGUUGUUCCAGUUCAAUUCACUAUUUGGGACCAAUUCUGAUCUGCUAAAUCCCAAGCUCUGUCCCCUACCCCUUGACUAUAUAAUGGGAAAUCUAAAAUCAGCAAUAAUUCCCCACCUGCAUUUUUGCAGAGGUGGAUGACAUUUGCAGGCAAAGGAUCUCCUCCAGAGCCUGCCAAGCUCCAUGUGGAUUCGUCCAGGGGGGUUUCAUCCAAGGGACCUGUGGGAAUGUUCAGGGUGGCAGGAGAGGAUAUAUUUUGUAUUAAUAAUCUUCCUAACAUGCGCUAGCAAGUUCCUUAUGUAGCAGAGUUACGUUCCCCUUCUCAUGCACAGCAGAAACUGGUUGCAGGCUCAUUAGAACCUCUUACUAUUAUGCAAUUCAAUCUGCCUCAGAGUGAAUUGUAUGUUCCUGGUAAGAUCCCCUUUUAAAUCCCUCUUAAAAGAAUAAAGACACCACAAUCCUCUUCAUAGUCAACAAAAAGUAAGUUUACUCACUUUCAGGCAGUGCACAGUAUCAGUCCUGAAGGCUUAAAGACUUAAAGUUACAAAUAGCAACAUGUGGAUUUACCCCAUAUCCCUGUGCUGCUGUUGGCUGAAAGCCAACAGAGCAGUCCUAGCUGGAAGCAGACAAAAGGAGAAAGGAAAAAAGGGAGGGAGUGCUCUAUGACUCGUCCUUUUGUUACCUGGACAGGUGAGGUCAUGCCCACCUCUGGUCACAUGCAAGAGGAAGGAUGCUCCAGGCCAGGAGGAACAGGAAGUUUCAACUGGCUGGACCAAACAUUCCCUUGCAUGUCCACUCUAGCAUUACAAGGAAUGUUGUACAUCCCACAAGACCUUUAAGGGCUAUUUUUCUCAUGGGAGCAAAAGAAGGUUGCUUGUUUAUUUUGUGGCAGAAUUGGAAUAAGAGGCAUCCCCUCCUGAGAGGAGGAUGUCUCUGUGAAGGGCAGUGGCCCCUCCUCAGGGGCUGCCGUUGGCAUUUGGGGCAGGUGGGGAGAAGCCCCCUUCCUCUCCCAGUCUUAUGCGGGCAACUGGGAACCUGAGACUGGGAGCCGCCCUUGGCUAAGAAACCUGCCAAAGUUCAGACAAAGAGGUCCAGGGGCUCUCGUUUUAGGGAAGCUUGCCUUUGUUGUCUAAAAAGGGGGGGGGAGUCACAAUUUUUCUUCCCCCAGUGUUUCUGGAAGAGUCAAUGCUAUAGGAACAGUGAUUCUCAAGGUUUCCCACCAGCUAUUCUCUUUUUAAAUAUAAUUUUGUAUCAUUCACUAUUAAAUGUUGAUAGUUUUGUUUUAUAUGUACCGAUUUUAGGGAGCCUGGCAAAGGGGCGAACAAAACCUUUUGCUGCAAUGUCAUCCUGGUGGGGGAUUUGUGGGAGCAGUCAAUGACAGAAGGAAAAUGAAUGAAAAAUGGAAUUAAUUUUUAAAGAAAUUUAAGCAGGGGGACCUUUUGCCCAUCAUAUUAUGAAACCUGCUGGAGUGCCGUGUACAAUAAUAUGUAUUUUUUGAAAGGAAAGAUUUUGUGGAGGGCAGAACACCAAGGUGGAUUGUAGGGACCAACCAGCAGCAACAUUUGGAAUUUGCACCAGCUGCCAUUCUGCUAUCGGGCCAAGUUCAAGGCCUUGGUACUUACACAUAUGGUCCCUAUACAGCUUGGGACCAGGUUCCUUGCAAGAGAGACCAUCUUAUCCCUUUGCUGCCCACAGGGCCGGAUUUAGGUUUGAUGAGGCCCUAAGUUCCAGAAGGGAAUGGGGCCCUUUAUAUGCCCAGCUGUCCUUUGUCAACAACAAAUUGUCCAUUCACAUCAAAAUAAUUUUGAAUUACCAAUAUACAUAAAAUUGAUUAGUUUUAAUAGGUCCAUACACAACACAAAACACUGUUGCUGUAUGUAGGUUUUAUUUUAUUUGUUUUUUAUCUUAUAUUUUGGAAAUGUACAUCCAGGUUGUUUUUUUCCUUUAUUUUUUUUUUCGGGGGCCCAAGCUAUGUAAAUCUGGCACUGGCUGCCCAGUAGGUGGCUGCAGCUGGCAGGAGGUUUCUCCUGCAAGUUAAAAAAACUCUCCCCUGCCUCUCUCUCUGCCCCUUCUCUCACUCCCAAACUCACAAUGCCUACGACGACAAUGGCUCUCACCAAAAGCAGCUGACCUGUCAAGAAGAGGGCUUUGAGUGUGGCUGCCCUUCUUCUGUGGAGCAGCAUCCCUGUUGAGAUAUGACAGGCAGCCAUGAUCUGCACUUUCUGGAAGCAGCUGAAGACAUUUUUGUUCUGACGGGCUUUCCCAGCUGACUUAGUGGGUCUUUGCUAUGAAAGUUUAUUUUGUAUGCUUUUCAUUUUGUUUUAAAUGUAUCUGCUAGCUGGGGUUUUGUUUGCCCCCUCCCAAACUGUUUUCUUGCAUGUGACCUUGAGGCGCAGAAUGCCCACUGGUUCUCCCUCCCUUUCCUUCCUGCAGGCAUCUUCCAGUGCGGUCCAGCUUCGCUGACGGCCAUCAAGGAAGGAGACGUCGACCUGAACUACGAUUGCCCGUUCGUCUAUGCAGAGGUCAAUGCCGACCGCGUCACCUGGACGUAUGACACGAACACGGGAAAGAAAACAAAGGUCUACUCUAAGACCAAGAAGAUUGGCCAGAACAUAAGCACCAAGGCCGUGGGCAGCAAUGCCCGCCAGGAUGUCACCAACAAUUAUAAAUACCCAGAAGGUAAGGCAUGCAAAUUGAGACAGAAACUGGAAAUGUUGAGGGAUCUGGAUUAUUGCCAAGGAAAUGAGCACUUACCCAAGUUGUGAGGACAAGACUGGCCCAUCAGGAGAGCAAAGCAGAGGGAGGCUCACAUGGGUGGAGCCAGUAUUUUUGUUGGGGGCAGAACCUCAGUUAAAUAUUUUUAUGGAUUUACUUGAUGGAGGGGAGAUGCUCCCUGCUGCCCCUUGGCUACACCCAUGGAGGCUCAGGUGUUUCUCAGAGCAUUUCCCAGAAGCUACUUUGGGCGCCCUGUCAGCAGAUUGGCCAGGGCAGGGAGGGCGGAACAUGGGUGGUAUUGCCCACCAAUGAGUGGGAGGGAGGACAGGCAAAGAUUUUCAGUCCAUGCGCCACACCCAAGCUAGGCCUGAGCAAAGAGCCCCAUGGUCUGCCUGCCAGCCCUCAGGACCCCAGCUCUUCUGUGCCACCAGGCCUUGCACUGCUAGGAUGGCUGCGAGGCUGAGGCCCCAAGAGCCCCUGGCCUGGGGAAGGAGAGGGAAGGUGCCCUUCAUGCAACUGCUGGUCCCUAUGGCUCCUGCACUGGGGCCUAACAGCCCCGCUGGGCUUUGCCACCUGCUGUUUCUCUUCCAGGCUCAGAGAAGGAAAGAGCCGUCUUCAAAAAGGCCAGUGAGAAGCUGAACCUGAACACGUUCAAUGCCAUAUCUGCCAAGGGUCCGGAAGCUGUGAACCCAAACCUCUCAGGGACUCUGAAGUCCAAGAGCCCUGAGCCAAAGGUUGGUCAGGAUGUUGACUUGGUCUUCACCCUGAAGAACCUUGCCUCCAAGGCCAGGAGCCUGACGGCCAAGAUGACCGCCUGGUCCAUCGUCUACAAUGGGAAGCCCAUCCAUGAAGUCUGGAAGGACUCUCUCGCAGUGACUCUGGGCCCGCAAGAAGGUAAGCCUUUUGUGGGCUCCCCACAGCAAGGGGGCAGCCUCCAAUGCCCCCUCUUCCUCCUCCUUUGCCCACAAGCCACAGUCGGGCCUUCUGGAGAAGCCCCACUCGGGUGGGGGUGGUGGCAGAGGCACCUCUCAUAGGUCUCCCUCUUGGCUUGCUGGGGUGGGGGAUGGCGAGUUCCAGCGACCUCCUCAGAUCUUGGGGUGCAAGGAACUUCCACUGCUGGUGUGUGCUGACCUCUGUGCUUGGCCUGCCCCUUUUUCCACUUGCUCUACCCCAAGAGAUGGGGGGCUCCUCUUUUUGCACCCAUGGGCAAUGUUGGGGGGCAAGGGACACGGAAGAGGGGGAUCAUUGCUCCCCAUAUCUGCCCCCAGCUAGCCAAGUUCCUGCCUUGGCAGCCCCUGACUGUUCUCCACCAAGGGCUAUGGGACUCACCUUCCCCUGAAGAAAGGGCAACGUUUUGGGGUUCUUCCUGGCAUCCGAGGGGGAUUUUGAGCACCGCAAGAGCUUCCUCUGCACCGGCCGCUGAGCCACAAGGUGUUGCAACUAUGAUGCAGUGCAUGUGCAUGAGGCCGGGUGCCAAAUUAGGUCUCCCAUGGGUGCUGCUGAACUAUGGAAGACCAAAGUCUGCCCCUGCCGGCUUGCGUGACCCACAUCUCAUGGAAGGCCCUUUGGUUACUUGUCACUUUCAGAGAAAAAGUUUCCUCUCAAGAUCUCAUACGCUGAGUACCAGCAACACCUGACGCCAGACAACAUGAUUCGAGCCACAGCCUUGUGCCAACUCUCAGAGGGAACCGAAGCCGUGGUGGAAGGAGACAUCACGCUGAGCAACCCCUCCGUCACCUUGAAAGUAAGCCUUCCUCAGCUGCCUCUGUGCCCAGGAGAGGCUCCUGAGUGCCUCCCUGCCUUGAUGCCCACAGAACUGCCUCUCAAGUUUCUCUCUCUGCUUGCUGGGCAGUGCAUGGCCCUCCCAGGCAUGCCUUUGGAGGCCUGUGCCCUCCUGGCUUUGCCCCCUGGGAGGCCUGGGGAGUGGCCCUCCUACUCAAUGGGGGCUUUUCUCUGGGCAGGUGCUGGGACAGGCGAAAGUGGACCAGCCGCUGAAGGUGGAGGUGGUCUUCACCAACCCUCUCAAUGAAGAAGUGAAGGACUGUGUGCUGCAGGCAGAGGGCAGUGACUUGCUGGCAGAGAAGCUCAAGCUGGAGUAAGUGCCUGGGACAUCCAGACAGGGGGGGUGCCGUGUCCCCUCCCCAGGACUGGGGGUGGCUGCUGGGGUGCUCCCUUGUGGUGCUCCCACCUCCCAGUUCCUCAGCUGCACUUCCAGAGCAGGCAAAGUCGGGGCUCCAGUCUCCCGGGUGGGGGGUCUGGAAAGGGGUGCCCAGAAGGGACUCCUGUGUCUUCCUGGCCAUGUGGGGCUUCCUUUGCUCACUACCCAAAAGAGUCACAGCCCACUUUUCUAUCACCUUCCAAGGCAACUUUUCUAUGUGUACCAGGAAUUGUCAGUGACAGAGGCUGGGGCCCCUUUUGCUUCAGAGGUGUCUUUUAAUAGUUGAGAAAUUGCUUCAGGGAAUCGUGAGUGAGUGUGUGUGUGUGUGUGUGUGUGUGAGAGAGAGAGAGAGAGAGAUUGAGAGCUGUGCACAGGCAGCCUCUGCUGCAGACAUGAGUUUCAGCCACCCUUUAGAAAUGUUUGCCCCCAACACCCCACUGCUCAAACUGCUCAUUUGUAACCCCCCCGGCUUGCCAACCACCCCAGGCAGUGCUUAGCACUGGUGCUGUCACUCACCCCACCUGGUGGCAGCUGUGUGGGGCUGGGGCUGGGUGUCCCCACUGCCUUUCAACACUCCAGCCAGGAACUGGCAAAGGCAGAGCUGGGCUGCUGUUUCUUUGGCACAUCCAAAGUCAGGAGGAGGCUGGGCAGCCAAUGGGGACAAACUACUCUGAGGAAGAAAAGUGAUCUUAGAAGAAAGACUUCAAGGAGGACCCUUCUAGAGAGGAAUUGGGACACUGGGUCCCUGCUUCCUAAUGAGCAAGCUUUGAUGGGAUGUGGAAGUAUUUUGUGGGGAGAGGGACCCGUGCUCCAAACUGAAGGUCCCACAAGCCACUUGUGUGCUCAGCUGGGACCAGGCUGGCUCCUCACCUGGCUGGCGUGGAUGUGGGAGCUCAUGGCUACCUUCAGCCUGAGCUGCUUAACUGGGGAACAUUUAGUUUGACCCUCAAAUCAGAAGAAGGAUAAAUUCCCAGGCAUACGCCCCCCCAAAUACCCUUCCUGCCAUCUGCUGCCACUGCCACAAGGUGAUGGGGCGAGGGAGGGGCCGUCCAGAGCUGCUCUUCCUAGGGUGGUCUGAGAGGGAGGUGAGGGGUAAUGGGAGACUGCUCAGCACCCACUGCCCGCCCCCCGAGUGGGUCCAUCAUGCUCAGCCAUCCAUCGUUUCUCCAGGCUCAGAGUCCCCCCACUGGCUGCACCUCAGGCUGUACCUUCUGGUCCACCUGAAUGAUCAUGGCAUGUCCAUCCUGGACCCCGUUAGUCGCAACCCCCCUGCUCUGGUCCCUUUGGCAGCUGCCCUCCCAGCCGUGGGUCCUUCUGCAGGGGAAGCACCUGCUUCUGCCACUGUCCCCCCCCCAACUCAGAGUUAUUGUGCUUGAUCUAAUUAGCAGUGAAAAGCAAAUGAAGCAGCAGCCUGGCCUGCGCAUGGGAACCCAGCAGCGAGAGGGAGACCCCGCCUGGUGGGCAGGGCCUGGGAGAGCCUCUGGCUUGGCGGCUGCUGCUGCAGGAGCUAGCCCUGGAGUCCUGAAGGGCAGAGGAGGGCCAGGCAGCCCCCAUGCCAGGCCCACAGCUCCUCCUGAGCAUCAGCUGACUGGCUCCUUUUGCUCCUUGUUUGCAGCGCGCCACCCCUGCAGGCCAAGCAGAGCACCCGCCUCGAGUUCGAGGUCAAGCCCAGCAAGAGUGGGACGAAGCAGCUGCUGGUUAAUUUCUCCUGUGACAAAUUUCAAGACAUCAAAGCCUUUGAGCCCAUUAAUGUCUCUGCCUGA